Messenger RNA from Penicillium antarcticum, 1710 nucleotides. RefSeq lists its product as uncharacterized. Bases 1 to 1710 code for a protein of 569 amino acids. The transcript has a single exon. The record is from RefSeq and is a predicted model, not a curated record. NCBI's taxonomy places the organism in Eukaryota, Fungi, Ascomycota, Eurotiomycetes, Eurotiales, Aspergillaceae.
AUGCCCAAAAAGCACCAGCGGUUCCAUACCAAGCCAGCUAGUCCUGCCCACCAUAGUCUUGGUUCUUCGUCUCGCCAUGACAAGCCCGGGGCGUCUGUGGCUGCAGAGUCAGUCAAUGAUCUGAUCAGCCAUCUGCGGCUGACACAGACACGAAAUUCAUCUGAAGAUGGCGGACCCCGGCCACGUCCCUCUCAACGCUCCUUAGUUUCACCUCGUUCGGUCCACCCAUCGCUCAGGAACCUUCUUGAGCUUCCGGAAACCCCACCUCCGCGACCUCGCCCUGGUGCCCAGCGCACUGCUAUCGGUACUCGCCCGCGACGGACCGCCGGACCUCCGCCGCCUGAGAGCUGGCUUGCCGGCAAUACGGACGGCUCAAAUGGGAUAGACCAGCACCGAUUUGCUGACAUGGCGGGUGAUUCUAAGCGAGUGGUUCACCGGCUAAAGCGGUUGCCCGGGGUCGCGUUCCCGGACCAGAGGGAUCUGCUGCACAUGGUGCUCAAGUCUAUGGCCUUGAACUGGCUUUGGCAUUUGGAGUAUGACGGCCCAUUUCUUUCUCAGCUUCCUGGUCGUAUCAAGACAUUGCUGCUGAGCUAUGUCGCUGUAUAUGGCAGAGGCCUGCAGUUGAAAGGACGCAUGAAAGGUCUAAAGCCGCUUCUUCUCACCGAGGAUGACUAUUUCCAAGACGAUGAGCAUGGAGAUGAUUCAAAUGCGAGUACUAUUCUUGCCAGUGAUGCUGCUAUCUCACGCUUGGACCUGGGAAAUGCGCUAGGACACUGGAUGACAUUCAAGCAACUGACUAGCGAGCUGUUUACCUCAACCAAGCCGAAUCUGGAGCGAGAAGGAGUGGUUCCAGGUUCAUGGGAUGAAGAGAUCGAUCAAGAUAAAAGAGAGCUUAUUUCCCCAGAUUCAGUUUCAACCUCGUCUGUUCCCAAAAGUAUGACCCAGGGUCUUCGUUUCACCAGUCUCCGCUACUUGUCACUUGCUCAUCCACAACCUGCUUCCGCAAGCUGGAACUCACUUCUAAAUCUCCUCAAUCGUCUUUCAACUCUCACUCACCUCUCACUCGCUCACUGGCCCACUCCAACUCGCACCCCGGGCGCUGCCACUGCCCGCAUACGCCACCCAUUACAUCACUCCUUGACUUUCAGUUACAGCGGCACAGACAACUAUGCCGCCAUGGAAAAUAACUGGGCUGAAGCAGCCACCAUCCUCCGUCAACUCUCACGGUCUACCUACUGCCUAAAAUGGCUCGACCUCGAAGGCUGCGCCGAAUGGUUACCAGCUUUGAAAUGGGUCGGCAAAGACCCAGACGGCCACCCGUAUCCACUCGGGGCCUCAGGGCCAGAGUGGAAUGGGUCGUGGAGGGAUGUGGAAUGGAUCAAUGUGGGCCCUGGCUGGGUACCUGAUCUGAGUGAUGAUUCGGAAUCUCUGGAGCCGCAGUCACUAGCUAUGUCUAUUAGCCCGCCUGAUGACGCUGAUGAUUAUGAUUCUGCUUCACGACAUGAGGAGCGACUUGUCAAUUUUCGUCGUGAGAAUGAGCUCAAGCUUUACAGGGAUUCUGUUCAGACUUCAUUGGAGGUGCGCACGCAUGUGCGGCAGAUCAGAAAGGAGGGUCGUGGGAAAUGGCCUCAGGUUUCUUUUGGGCUAGAGGAUGUUGAUUCAGAGACGGUGAAGACAUUACUUGGACGGGAAAUUUCGGUUGUUCUUUGA